CCCCCGUGAUGUGCCCCGCCCACUCGCCGCAGACUUCUCACUGAGGGCCUGCUUCUCCUGCCCGCGGGGGGCCCCGGCUGACAUCUUGUCUGCAUGCAGGUGACUCACCCUGCCGUGUGACCGACGAGGAGGCGUCACCCGGAAAUCUCUCCCGCUCGGACGAUACUGAGGUAGAGAGCGCCGCCGCUCACAGUUCUCCCGGUCAGCAGCAGGACGCGGUGCAGUCAUGGCCGCUUUCAUCUCCGUGCCCCUCAAGAAGACGUCGGAGGUAGACCUGGUGAAGCCGCUCUCCAAGUUCAUCCAGAGCACGUACCCGUCCGGGGAAGAGCAGGCCGAGUACUGCCGGGCGGUGGACGAGCUGAACAAGCUGCGCCGGAGCGCGGUAGGUAGGCCGCUGGAUAAGCACGAGAGCUCGCUGGAGACCGUGCAGAGGUACUACGACCAGCUCUGCUCCAUAGAGCCCAAGUUCCCGUUCGCAGAAGGGCAGCUGUGCCUCACCUUUACCUGGAAGGACGCCUUCGAUAAGGGCACCCUGUUCGGCGGCUCGGUGAAGCUGGGCCUGGCCAGCCUGGGCUAUGAGAAGACCUGUGUGCUCUUCAACGUCGGGGCCCUGGCCAGCCAGAUCGCCUCCGAGCAGAACCUGGAUAAUGACGAAGCUCUGAAGGCCGCCUCCAGGUACUACCAGCUGGCCAGCGGGGCCUUCUCCCACAUCAAAGACACUGUGCUGUCCUCCCUAAACCGAGAGCCCACUGUGGACAUCUCCCCAGACACCAUGGGGGGCCUGAGUAUCAUCAUGCUGGCCCAGGCCCAGGAGGUCUUCUUCCUCAAAGCAACCAGAGACAAGAUGAAGGAUGCCAUCAUAGCCAAGCUGGCCAACCAAGCUGCUGAUUUCUAUGGAGAUGCCCUUAAGCAGUGCCAGUACAAAGACGCUCUGCCCAAGGAGGUGUACCCUGUGCUGGCUGCCAAACACUCCAUCAUGCAGGCCCAUGCGCAGUACCACCAGUCGGUCCUGGCAAAGCAGCAGAAGAAAUUUGGGGAAGAGAUUGGCAGGUUGCAGCACGCUGCUGAUCUGGUGAAAACCGUGGCCUCCAGGUACGAUGAGUAUGUCAACGUCAAGGAUCUGUCUGAUAAAGUUAGCCGUGCUCUGACAGCCGCCAAGAAAGACAAUGAUUUCAUUUACCAUGAUAGAGUACCAGACUUGAAAGACCUUGAACCCGUCGGAAAAGCUGCGCUUGUAAAAUCCACACCGAUCUCGGUGCCUCUGAGCCAGAAGUAUACCGACCUGUUUGAGAAGAUGGUGCCUCUUGCCGUGCAACAGUCAAUGAGUCUCUAUAACCAGAGAAAGGCAGAACUGAUCAAUGGCACGAUUGCCAGGAUGAGAGAUGCCACAACCUUAUGUAAUGGGGUCCUUGCCUCUUUAAACCUUCCAGCUGCAAUUGAAGAUGUUUCUGGCGACUCUAUACCUCAAUCUAUUUUGCAGAAAUCAAAGGCUGUCAUCGAGCAAGGUGGUAUCCAGACAAUUGACCAACUAAUCCGAGACCUUCCAGAGCUUCUCCUGCGAAACAGGGAAAUUCUGGACGCAUCGCUCAAGUUUCUGGACGAGGAAGAGGCAACUGAUAAUGAUCUGAAAUCAAAAUUCAAAGAGAGAUGGCAAAGAACACCUUCUAUUGAACUGUAUAAGCCUCUGAGAAGUGAAGGUGCCAACAUGAGUAAUAUUUUGGAUAAAGCCAUUUCAGCAGAUGCUGUUGUGAAAGAUCGCUAUCAGUCUCAGCGUGAAGCCAUCGCCAUCUUGUGUAAGGGAGAAGCUGAUCUCAAUGCAGCCAUUCCUUCUGCCAACCCUGCAAAAACCAUGCAAGGCAGUGAGGUUGUACUCUCCUUAAAGUCUCUGUUGGCCCAGUUGGACGAAGUAAAGAAAGAAAGAGAGCAACUUGAGAAUGAUAUUAAAUCUGUUAAUUUUGACAUGACAACCAAAUUUCUCACUGCUUUGGCCCAAGAUGCAGCCAUCAAUGAAGAAGCCCUGUCGGUGACCGAGCUUGAUCGAAUCUAUGGAGGCUACACUGACCGAGUGCAGAAGAACCUUACAAAGCAGGAGGAGCUGAUUGGUCAAAUUCAAGUUGCUCACCAGGAAUUUUCUAAGAUGAAGCAAUCAAACAGUGAGGCCAACUUAAGAGAAGAAGUCUUGAAAAAAUUAGCUGCAGGUCACGACAGCUACAUUGAACUUGUAGCUAACCUAAGAGAAGGCACAAAGUUCUACAAUGACCUUACUGAAAUCCUGCUGAAAUUCCAAGGUAAAUGCAGCGAUAUUGUUUUUGCCCGGAAGACAGAAAGAGAUGAAUUGCUGAAGGAUUUGCAGCAAAGUAUUGCAAGAGAGCCAAGCGCACCAUCAAUGCCGGCUGUACCAAGUUACCAGAGUGCUCCGACAGGUCCUGCUACUGGUGGCACAUCAAGCAUUCCAACACCAGCUCCAAGGACUGUCUAUAACAACAAGCAACCUCCACCACGUCCUCCUCCUCCAGCAGUCCCCACAAGUGCUCCAAUCCCUGUUAGUGCAGCUCAGAAUGUGAACCCUGCCCUAGCAGGUGCUACAGCUCCAGCACCUUCACAGCCUCUGACUAGCACUGUCCCAUCACAGGCACAAGGUCCUCCAUUCCCCACCUACCCAGGAUACACAGGGUAUUAUGGGAUGCCUAUGCCUGUUGGCUAUAAUCCAUAUAUGUAUGGCCAAACCGUUCCACCCUACCUAUACCAACCACAGGCUGGUCAGGCACCUUAUCCAACUCAGCCUUCUGGUUUCCCAUGCCCACAGCCACCUUUCUUCCCACCUCAGCAAUAAGUGUGUAGACAAAAUAAAAAAUACCAAGAAAAUGGAAAGUCUCUUUUAGUGGCAGUAAGUCCCUAAUUCCCGUCUUCUGAGAACUGUUUGAGCUAAACUUCUGAUAGCACUAAGCCAUUUCUGCCUGAGACGUGAUCAGAACUGAAGGGACUUGAGCUCGAGCUCAGAGAUGUGCAGAUAUCUCCGGUAACACUAUGCUCUUUCAUAUAUAAAAAUGGUUGUUUAGUUCUCUAUUUUUCUUUCUCUAUUUUUACUCUUUCUUUUACAUUUAGUUAUUGUAUGCUAUUUUGUCUAUUAAUCAAAAGCCUUGUAAAUCAUAAUGAGAAUAAAUGUAAAAAUAAAUCAGAACAACGUAUGAGAA
Messenger RNA from Bufo gargarizans (Asiatic toad), 3194 nucleotides. It is a transcript of the gene PDCD6IP, whose product is annotated as programmed cell death 6 interacting protein. Gene Ontology annotation, molecular function: protein binding. Lineage: Eukaryota; Metazoa; Chordata; Amphibia; Anura; Bufonidae. Gene Ontology annotation, biological process: mitotic cytokinesis. The record is from RefSeq and is a predicted model, not a curated record. The transcript is spliced from 2 exons. Bases 227 to 2833 code for a protein of 868 amino acids. Gene Ontology annotation, cellular component: endosome.